This is a messenger RNA of Amaranthus tricolor (Joseph's coat), 420 nucleotides long. RefSeq lists its product as uncharacterized. The coding region runs from base 1 to 420 and encodes 139 amino acids. The record is from RefSeq and is a predicted model, not a curated record. Gene Ontology annotation, molecular function: zinc ion binding. The transcript has 2 exons. NCBI's taxonomy places the organism in Eukaryota, Viridiplantae, Streptophyta, Magnoliopsida, Caryophyllales, Amaranthaceae.
AUGAGAGAGAUGAAAUGCACUUUUAACAAACCACCCAUAUAUCACUUACCUUGUUCUCAUGUUCUUGCCGUAUGUAUUAAACGACACUUAUCCUACGAGCGCUUUGUGGACUCCUGCUACAUGACCCAGAGCUAUGUCAACACAUACGAAUCCAUUUUCUUGCCUUUGAUUGAUAAGAGGUCAUGGCCUCAAUACACCGGUGUUGAGGUGAUACACGAUCCAGAUCAGAUUCGUGGACUAGGAAGACCUAAGUCUAGGAGGAUCACAAACGAAAUGGACAAAGGAUCGCGGAGACGCAACACUAGUCAACGGUGUGGUAGUGAUGGUCACAACACUAGAACUUGCACGUCAAGGGACAUGCCGUGUGCACCGAUUGACGCCAACUCGAAAGCUGGCAAGACAAAGUACACAGAUUAUUAG